UCAGAGAUUUCACAUACCCUUUUCUUGAUCCAUCUCAAAUAUGACCAAAAUCUGGCUAGAAAUAUGCUUGAUUUCUGCUAGGGGACUCACAAGAACUUUAUCUCUAUGGAAGCUUCAAUGGUUUGCUGUUGGUUGGAUUGAUCCCAACAACAAGUAUUGCACCAAAGUUGAUGCUUCUGGGAACUCAAAUCCCACAUGGAAAACCAAGUUUUCGGCUUCCACUGAUUCAAGAUGCGACGAUUUGACCCUCAAUGUUGAAGUUUACAGCAGAGAUCCUGUGUUUCUGAAAGAAAGACUCCAAGGGACUGCAAGUAUUGGGUUGAAAGAGUUUCUCGAUAAGCACAGAAAGAAUUGUGAUGAUCAGUCAUUGAAGCAUGUUGAAGAAGUUGGUAGUUUUCAGUUGAGAAAAAAGAGUUCGAAUAAACCUCAAGGAUUUGUGGAUGUUUCAUUUCGAAUUUCGCCCGAGACCAAUGAGGGCAGUUCGUAUGAAGGUGAUGAUGUCGGGAUCAAACUAAGGAUUCGCAACCACGAGGGCAUCCAUCGGCCAUCGCCAAUCGGGAACUCUGAAAAUCAUCUGCAGACGGAUUAUUACUCUGCCGGAGGAGGACAGAAUUACCCUUCGUCAGGAGGACCGGGAUACCAACCACCACAUACUCCGUCGCCGGCAGGAUCAAGCUACCACCACCCUCGAACGCAACCGCCACUGACUUAUCCGUGCGCCGGAGGAUCAAACCACCAACCACCACCACCACCACCACCACCUCCUUAUAAUGUGGGCUAUAUGCCAUCGUCAUCGAUGGAUAAUUAUAUGAAUAUGCCAUCAUCAUCAUCGUCAUCGCGACCAGGGGCUAGACCUGGUUUGGCAAUGGGGUUGGGUGCCGGAGCGCUGGCAGCUGGUGCGGUCAUCUUCGGAGACGAUUUCGUGUCUGGGUUUGAUGUUCCUACGGGUUUCACAAUAUCAACUGAUCCUCCUUUCUAACAAAUAAUACUACGAUUGUAUCAUCUUAUCAUCUUGCUUCCGAAUAAUAAAACUAUGUUGAAUCUUUGAUGUUUGUAACAACUGGUCUGCCUUCA
Messenger RNA from Cynara cardunculus var. scolymus (artichoke), 1074 nucleotides. RefSeq names its product actin cytoskeleton-regulatory complex protein pan1. NCBI's taxonomy places the organism in Eukaryota, Viridiplantae, Streptophyta, Magnoliopsida, Asterales, Asteraceae. The record is from RefSeq and is a predicted model, not a curated record. The coding region runs from base 41 to 979 and encodes 312 amino acids. Gene Ontology annotation, biological process: defense response. The transcript is spliced from 2 exons.